Acanthaster planci (crown-of-thorns starfish) is the source of this 9754-nucleotide messenger RNA. Its product is annotated as arf-GAP with SH3 domain, ANK repeat and PH domain-containing protein 1-like. Gene Ontology annotation, cellular component: cytoplasm. Lineage: Eukaryota; Metazoa; Echinodermata; Asteroidea; Valvatida; Acanthasteridae. Gene Ontology annotation, molecular function: protein binding; GTPase activator activity. Gene Ontology annotation, biological process: positive regulation of GTPase activity. The record is from RefSeq and is a predicted model, not a curated record.
AAAAAAUCGUAAUAAUCACAGGAUGUUUUAAAAUUGUAUUCAGAUGUCUUUGAAUCCCUUAUUUAUCUUUGUAAGACCAUGCGCACUUCAGUAUGGCUGUCAGACGAUUUCAGUACGUGUAACCUAUCCUGUCGUCACAGGGGAUGAUGUAGCUCAAUGUUUAGCUACAUGGCGGUUCAGUGAAAUGAGGUUGUGGAAGUAAACCGGCCUAGGUGAAUAGCGGACUGCCACUAUACCAGGUCCUGUACCAAUGUCUCCCAUGAGUUGGCUGGGAUUUAUAGCCUGCAAGUCACCCAUAAGAACAUCCUGGUAGCGGAGUCUUGGACGGCCGCGGGGGCGAGAAGCGUAAGCCAGCUCCCUAUCGAAAAUAUUUUUAGGCAGGCGACCGUCACUUGUCUACAGACGUGUCCAGACCAGCGGAGACGGCGAGCCAACAUCAGUGUGAAUAUAUCGCUAGUGCCCGUGAACUCCAAGAUGGCAAGGUUGGAAACACGGUCCUGCCAAGAAUAUGCCAAGUAUUCGGCGUAGGCAGCGGAAAUGAAGGCAUUCAGGCGGCGCUGCUGGCGACGAUAGGUUGGCCAUGUUUAAGUUUCACUGCAGUGAACCAGUACAUGAACACUCAGCACACCUGACUCGAAGAUACACGGAACUUAAGAGUGACUGAAUGUCCCUGACUCGAGCUAGAAGUCAGCCAAAGGUGGCCGCGGCAGCCCUACCAAUUCUUAAGUCAAGUUCUGCAUCCAAAAAGUUGGUGCUGGCAUGGUGCUGGUAACUGCAGAGCCCAGAUACUGGAAUUUGUCGAUUAAGCUGAGAUCUGUGCCACUGACUGUGAUAUUGGGCGGGGGAGUGAGGCCUUGUGUUAGAGCUACCGUCUUGCUGAGGCUGAUUUUCAAGUUAAUACCAAAGUCUAGGCAAGCGGCGCUGGCAUAGGAGUUACAGUGAUCUUGAAGUUCAGCCGUCACGGUAGAGUGAGCAACUGUGGCUGAGUCAUCCGCAUACAAGAGUUCUCGUACAAGGACUUGGCACGAAGACGGGACAAAUGGAAGAGGUUUCCAGAGCUGCGAGUGUAGCAGGAUAUCAGAUGGAACAGGAAAUGCGCGAUAUACAUGUAAUAGGGCGGAGACAGGGUAGGAGCACGGGAGCGAGCACACAGCUCUCGGCUUGACGCCUCGAGCAGAUCUUGAGCCAUUAAACUGGACUGUGGAAGCUCAUCAAAAUAAACAGCCAUCUAUGAGGGCAGCCCCUACCCCCAGAACUAUGGGGUCCGACAUCCGCCCUGCUCCCACAGUUCCGGGUGUUGGCAGCCCCAGUGCUUUAGGAUGGUGAACAAGAUCGAGUUACUCACACUGUCAAAUGUCUUUGUUAGAUCGAACAAGACGACAAGCAAGGGUUGGCGCUGUUCGACACACUUCUCCUGAAGUUGUCUUACGGAGAGGACCACGUCAGUAGUAGCAGCCUGGGAACGACACUACAACCAGUGUCCAGACAGAAGGAUGUGGCAGCCCCUGCUGCCGAGCUGUCAGAAGUGGACUACUGUUUGUCUGACCUCUACCCUUUGUUUGACGUGUCUGGCUUGGGUGGCCUUGCUAGCAUAGCUCGCAGGGUCACUGAAGUGCACAAAUUCCUCCACUGUGAUGAGGUAGCAGUCUAGGGAGAAGGAGGAUUUUAAUAAAACACCGUAAUAGUAAUAAUAUUGAGAGAUCUUGAGAUUUCCUUGUAAUUUUACUAUAAUAAUCUUGGGAUUUUCAAAUUUGAUGAGUAGCCACGGUGGCACUGCAGACAUUCUGGUAACUUCGUUUCAGCUGUUUGCUGACGUUUAAGCUUGUUCCACCACUGUUCGUACUCUAUGGUUUCACUCAGGCUAUUCACUGCUCAUUGAUUGAAUCAACUCAGAGAGUCGAAAUAGGACACUGUGCACUUCUUCCGUAAAACGGAUCUUUCCGUCCGCAAAUUUAACUUUCACUUUUCUGUCGAUGUGUACCACUCCCGUUGAAGCCAUGAUCUAAUUGAAGAAUUUUACUCUGUGUUGUAACGUUUCUUUUUAUCUCCUUUACUCCAGUCGUAAAGUGUCCUGGGUCUUCAUUUAGUCACAAAAAUAAUGGUUCGAUCAUAGUACACGAAGUUUUAUCAUAGAUUCGCCCAAGAGAGGGCGGUAUGACAUAUUCGCAGUAAAUUAUUUUUAUCAAGUCUGGUAACUGUAGUAAGCAAAGCCUUUUGUAAGCAAAACCUGUCGGAUGUGAUGCGGUUCCCUACUAUCAGCACACUUUGUAUUAUGAUUUGAAACAACAUUGUUACUGCUCAUAAUCACGGCGUAGUUAGUUGUAGAAGCCAGGAUGCAUGAUCUGACGUGUGGUUUGUUGAUCAUUUCCGCUUGCCCAUACGCCUCUGCUUGUUAAAAAGUGUGGACUAUUUCUUCUUUGUACACAUUGAAACACCCUGCCAGCAUUGAAAGCUGACAGAGAGUGUCCGCUACAACAAAAUGCCGGAAUUAAUCAGCGUUUUGGAGUUCGUAAACGAGACAAAUGAAGACCUUAAUUCGCCGACGACUUCCAAUUUUGUGGUGAAAAUGGGUGCUUGCCGUAACGUUGUCACCCAACUGGAAGAGACGUUGGACUCUGACAGAAGUGGCCUCGGAAAGAUGAGGAAGUCAGUCAAGAACAUCUACAACACUGGAAACACAUAUGUUGGCAACCUCCUCUCAUUUGCUGAAAACCUGGAGAAGCUGGGCUCCACCACUCUGUCCAAGGAAAAGGAACCAGACCUAGGGGCAGCUUUCUUGAAGUUCUCAGUCAUUACCAAAGAACUGGCUGCUCUUCUGAAGCAUCUGGUUCAGAACAUCAACAAUAUUGUGAUGUUCCCUCUGGACUCCUUGUUGAAGGGAGACCUCAAGGGCCAGAAAGGAGACAUGAAGAAACCAUUUGAAAAAGCCUGGAAGGACUAUGAAUCUAAAUACACCAAAAUUGAAAGGGAGAAGAAGCAGUUGGCCAAAGAAGCAGGGCUCAUCAGAACGACAAUAUCAGGCCCUGAGGUUGCAGAAGAAAUGGAGAAAGAAAGAAGAAUGUUUCAGCUUCACAUGUGCGAGUACCUCAUCAAGGUGAAUGAUAUCAAAUCCAAAAAGGGGGCGGAGCUUGUACAGCAUCUAGUAGAAUACUACCGGGUAGAAAACAGUUUCUAUCGUGAUGGCUUGAAGACCAUUGAGCAUUUCCAGUCCUACAUUGAUGAGCUAGCAGAGAACGUCCACAAGAUCAAGAUGAGACAUGACGAGGAGAAGAAGAAACUAAUGGACCUGAGAAACCUCCUCAAGACGAGCUUGUCGCUGGAUAAGGAAACUCCACCGGAAAAGCAAGGCUACAGCCUCCACCAACUCCAGACUGACAAAGCGCUUGGUACUGAGAAGACUGGUUUCCUACACAAACGGACGGAAGGCCUGCGCAAGGUGUACCAGAAGCGUCGGUGUGAGAUCCGAGACGGAUAUCUGUGCAUUGCUCACUCCACUGUCAGUAAGGCACCAGUCCGGAUGAAUCUAUUGACCUGUCAAGUCAAGCCUUCAUUAGAGGAGCAGAGCAAGAAGUACUUUGACCUCGUAGCAAGGGACAGAACAUACCACUUCAUGGCCGAGACAGAAGAAGAGGCCGCUGAGUGGAUAUCGGUGCUCAACAACAGCAAGAAGUACGCACUGGAUGCCGUCUUUGAUGACAGUAGCUCACCAUCAGACAUCCCCAAUAAGGGCCUACAGGAGCUGACCCAGGGUAUCGUCCGUCAGGUCAGGAGGUUACCAGCUAAUGACAUCUGCUGUGACUGCUCAGCACCAGAUCCACAGUGGUUAUCAACCAAUUUGGGUAUCUUGACAUGCAUUGAAUGUUCAGGAGUCCAUAGGCAGCUAGGUGUACACAUAUCAAGGGUGCAAUCUUUGGAACUGGACAGGCUUGGAACAGCGCAACUUCUUAUUGCAAUGACUGUUGGAAAUACUACUUUUAACCAAGUAUUUGAAGCUAGUCUGGAGCCUUCCAAUAAACCUGUGCCGAAUAGUACUAUGGAUGAGAGGAAGGAGUUUAUCUUUGCCAAGUAUGAGAGACGGAAGUACGUCUUAAAGACAAGUUCUAGUCCCUCCGUCAUGCUGCAGGAUUUGAGGCAGGCUGUGGUGCUGUCCGACAUGGACCAACUGCUGAGGGUGUUUGCUGAAGGAGUUGACCUCGCUGCUCCUGUGUCAGACACGUACAAUAAUGAGACAGCACUCCACCUGGCUAUUCGCCAGCAGGACGACACCAACCUGCACAUUGUGGAUUUCCUGAUUCAGAACCUGAGCCGUAUGGACCAGUGCAAUCAUAACGGAGACACGCCCCUCCAUCUUGCCGCCCGGCUGAAUAAAGUAGACUGUGUCAAAAUCUUACUCAGAGGGGGAGGGAAACCAACUGCAGAGAAUACCAUUGGUGAAACCAGUCUAGACAUUGUUGCCCGGAAUGGCUAUGGACAGUGCGAGGAGCUAAUGCGACAGGCCAUGUCAGGCAAACUGCUGCAGUGUGAGCAUGUUGACUUUGACUGGGGACUUAGUAGUGAUAAUGAAGAUGGCGCUGAUUUCAGUGAAGAGGAUGAACUGGACGAACGAGAAAAACCACCGAGGAAUUCACGCCAACAGAGUCCAGCUCGAAGAAAUGUUGUCCGACCACAAACCCUCGUCCAGUCACCAAGUGGGACAUUUCCCACCAAGUUGAGCCGUGAGCGGCCUUUAUCAGAAAAAGCAGAUGGCAGAAGGAUGAGGUCGUCCACGGACAGCAUUGUGAUGGAUAGACCAGUUCUAGAACGACCGUCUAUGCCUCCACCACCAGUACCACCUAGGAAAGUAGGGAGCGUUUCGAUGAAGAAAAAAGCCCCCAAUCCACCUCACAUGACCCACAAGAGGAAUUCCUCUGAUCCCGCAUUCAUCAAUUCCCCACCCCCAACCCCUCCAGCCAGGAUUACUUCUAUUAGAGAGAGUCCCAAAGGAAUCCCAGGUUCAGGUAAAGCUGGCAUGGUGUCUCCGACACGUCCAUCUUCAACAACGAUGGAUGCUAUGAGACAGCUGCUAACUGAAAGGCCCAACCUGGUGCUUAAGAACCGCCCACCCAGCACUGAAGGCCCGCCCCCAGUUCCUUCUAAGAAGAAGCUAUCAACAGCCAGUAUUGAGAGCAACAGUGAUGGUAACAGUCGACCAAUCAGCACCACCAGCUACUACACGGCCCACAGCGGCCAAUCAGACAGUCGGCCUAACAGCCAGUCUAACAGCCGUCCAGGGAGUGGGCGGAGUUCCACCUCUGGUUUGGAGGAUGAGAAAGGAAUGGGGGAUGCUCCAACGCCGGCGCCACGUGUGCACAGGACAUCUACCUCACAGAAAGGAUUAAGGCGAGUCAGGGCACUGUACGAUUGUCACGCUGACUACGAAGAUGAGCUUGAAUUCGAAGAGGGUGAGAUCAUUGUAGUGACAGGGGAGGCUGACAGCGAGUGGUGGAUUGGGGAGGUCGAGGGAAUGCCGGAACGACGAGGAGUUUUCCCAGUCAAUUUUGUGGAAAUCAGCGACGGAUAAUUGACUGAGGAGUCUUUGAUAAUCACCCACCAUGGACCAUCUUUCCUGAUCAUUUGCUGCUUUUCAGGGAAAGUAAAUAUAUGUAUUUUGUAGAUCUGUGUGUUUGAGAUUCCUUCAUUAAAACUUUCCUAUUGAAAUCUUUGCUUGUUUUUCAAUUUGUGGGGAAUAGUUUGUAGAAAUGAUGUACAUUUAACGGCUGUCUGAUUGUUCAGUUCUUUGGGUUGAGAGUCGAUAAUGAAAAAAAUGGAGCAAAUUUAGUUGAUUCAUUGAUAUUUACCUCAGCUCAGUUCUUUUCAAGAGACAGUUAUUUCCAUACCUUGCAACAGUAACAAGUGGUAUGUGUGGCACAGUUACAAAGAUCGGUGUAAGGGUCAAGAACAAACAAAGAGUGUGGAGGCCACUUCCUUGAAAGCUAAAAGCUUGUUGUGAGCGUCCCCUCAGCAACAAUACUGCUUCAGUUUUUUUGCCAAUGGUGUGGCAGAAGGAAACAUGCACCACUCAUAUACCCAACAACUUAUACAGAAGACAAGAAUUGUGAUGUCAUAUUGUAUCCCGCAUUGUAGCCAGCAUAGUCUGUUGUUUUAGCCCUAACAAAGUAUUGAGUACAGCCUGGACUUCAGCAGCUGCACUUUUUGGAUGACAGAAUUGUUCAUCUGCUUGUUUCUCACUACCACCCUUUACCACAUCUUUCUAAUAGCAUUUUGUUUUGCCACACAGAAUAGUUCAAGGCCUUUUUUUAACUUCAGUUCUGUCUCCAGCCUUGGCUCCAUUACUGGCUAUUAGCCUCGGAAGGAUACUUUAAAAGGCUAGACUAAAUCCAAGUCUUUGUGAAAGGACUCAGUGUGAUUGAACCCAAGAUCCCCAAAGUCUGGGUACAGUAAUAUUGUUGAGGCUAAGCCAGAAACAAUGCCAAGAUUUGAAAAAACCUAGUGUAAUUGCCUUUUAAAAAGGAUUGACGUGACACAGGCUAGUUCCUGGGGUUCGUUGUCAAGUGUUAGGAUGGUAGUAGUGGCAAGGUGCCAGACUGUUGCUUUUGUGACCAGUGACAAUUUAGGAUCAUACAUUACAAAGUAUGUUAACCUCACAACUCUUGUACAUGGCUGUUUUUUCACCGCAGAAACAAUGCUGUAGCUUUAUGACAGAAAUGAUGGGAAAAAGUGUUCAUAGAUUUUCUCACAUGAUGACAAAAAAUGAGUUAUUUUCAAAGUGAUCUGAAAACAAGUGCAUUAUGAAGCUAAAAUUAUAUUAAAGAUAUUUUUCUUUUUUAAUUUUUAAAUUGCCUUUCGUGCAAAGCAUGGUCAGUAGCGAUGAUUUUUUUUAAAGACUGACAGGGAAAACCUGCGUAAAGAAAGUGGGAAUAUAAAGGGGAAGAAUGUAAGUAUAUUUGACCAAGCUGCCAUCAUUUGUUGAUUUCUUAUUUGACAGCAAAUUGUUGAUUACGUUGUAAUUCCUUCCAGGAUAUGGCAUUUUCCUGACAAGACAAAGAAGUAGCUUUGUGCAAAUUCUGCUUGUUUUGGAGAUAACUAGACUCUUUCCCUUGUUUAAAUUUAAUUUUUAUAUUUUGUAGCAAUUUUGUAACAAAACAUUAAGUAUGAAUGUUUAGUUUGCCAUCUUUUGAUUAAUAUUGAACUGAAUUGCUACAAUUGUAAACAUUUUACAUAUUUCAUAAAAUGAUAUACCAUUAUUUAUUAUGCUGAAAAUUUGUUCAUGGAAUGUUCACGUUAAUUAAGAAAGAUGUUUAUUGUUCGCGUCUUCUGUGGAAACAAUACUCUCAGACUUCAAGUUUUUUUUUUAAAUCAGGGCUGAGAAAGUUUCCACAUCAGUAUUUAAUUUUGUUGGUGGUGCUGGGGAGUUUGCUUCUUUGAAAUGAGAUGCAAGUAAGUUUCCUGCCUGUUUAUUGAUUGCAGGAAGGUUACUGUCUUGACAGAAGCUCCUUUUCCUUUGAGGAAACUGACCAAAGGCAUCCUAGCUUGAAGGUUCUUCUCUUUGCCAUGACACAUGUCUCAUUAUUUUAUCUACUUUCUUAAACUUUUUAUGGUAAACUCCAGUGUUAAAGGCCCAAGUUAUCUCCCUGUUUAUAGUAAGGGAAAACUCGCCACUUACUGGAGCUGAAACUUUUCUGCUAAUGGUUAGCAAAUUUGUUGAGGUGAUUGGGCUUUUGUACGCUCAUACACCUGUGUGAAUUCUGUGCCUGUUCUAGUGCUCGGAGUACAGACCAUUAGCACUAAAUUUCAACCAUGAAAUUCAGUCGUGAAGAGUAAAAAUAACUGAGGGGGCGUAGUUGAAUGUUGAAGGCCUGAAACCACAUGGAAAGAAUGCAUGAUGAGCUGCUGUGCUUACAAAUUGAAUGGAUAGUGGUAUGCAUUAUACAUUGGUCUAAAUACAGUGUCUCUAGGCUUCAAGCCUUCCAAUGUCUUGUGCUUUUCAUCGUCCAACUACGCACAUGUUGCCAUGGAUACCACAGGAUUGAGAACAUGAAGAAAUUGUAGAGAUUUUAUAUUCUUUUUUUGGCCUCAAAAGGCUUGUGUCACUUUGCAUGUGCGUCCUCUCGCAGAAAUGUACCUUGUAGAGGAAAAGGAAGAACAUCAUGUGAAUCCAGUGAGUCUCUUUUGGGUUGGAAGGUGGGAAGGUGAAGUAGGUUUCUGUUCUUGCAAGUUUGCCUGAAUUUUGUUGAGUGGAAUCAAUUAUUUAUUGUCUAGGGUUCAUAAAAUAAAUAUAGAUUGAAAUUAUUGUUGCAAUACAAAUACCAAUCUGACAGGACCAAUUUCUUGGUACUUGGGAAAGCUUAAUCAUGCCAGCUAUUUUUGACUCCUGAGUAUUUCUAUAUUUUGCCUAAAUCGUUUUGAAUCCAGAUGUUUUGUCAAGAUUAUUAAAUAAACUUGUCACCCACAGAAAACACAUUAAUUUUUUUGGGGGGAUACGUAUCUCUGCCAUAUUUCUGCUGGUAAUGGGACCUCUAAGUUUUCAAUUAGAGAUCUAUAAAUAAGUUACUUGGCCAUGUCUUUGCAUUGUCUGGAUUCAGAAACAUCUUUAGAAUGUUAUGUAAGGUUGUUCUUUAUGAGUUUUAGUAAGGACAGAUACCUUCUUGCAUACAUUGCCAGCUCUGCUGCUGUUUUUCAUGUUUUUGGUUUUCUUUAAGGUGAAGUGUUUAUGUGAGUAUUAUGAAAUACUGACUAAGAAAUAUCUUGAGGUCUAAUUUAUUUCUCUUUGGAAGUAUAUGAACAAGCAUUUGGCAGUUGAUUUGAAGCUUAAGAGGUCCCACCAAAAAAAUUUCUUGGCGAGGAGAUGGGUUGUACUUAGCAGAAAUGGAUCUAGUUAAAAUGUUAACAUAGAGUGGGUUUGUAUAGGGCAGUUGGAGGGAGUUUUCAAGCUCAGACUUGCAUUGGUUUAGCCAAUGUUUCAUGCAUUCUGUACUACUUGGAAAUGGUUUUUCAUUUCCUGAGGAGUGACAAAGUCAGUCACUUAAGUAGCAUUUUCUACAUGUACUGUAUAUAGCGUGUGCUGAGCAGUGAUAGUUUUGUUCAUCAUUUUGAGGCUUAUGUUCAGAACCUCUUGUGGGAUGUGUGGCUUUUGUCAGACUAGGUCUCAGCUAGCUGAUUACCUCAUCAAUUUGCUUUGUUCCAUCAUUUUCUAUGCUUCCCCACAAAAUAAGGCCGACAAAAUUCUCACCCUCAAAUGUUUUGGAAGGAAUCUUCCUGAAUCCUACAGAAUCCUCCACUGUGAGGGAAACCAAAUGCACAUUAAAUGACGUCACCUUUCAAGGGAAAUCAAGACCCAUGGAGAGUAACAGUGGCUGGGCUCUACCUUCCUCAAUCCUGCAAAUUCUCCAAAAUUUCCUGCUGGAUUUGAAAGUAUAAUCUGACAGAGCUUUGUCAUCAAAAAUGACCAACUUUUAAAAGUUUUUUCUCACGUCUGAAUUGAGAUAAAUUCAAAUUGACGUCCACAUAAUACCAGCAUAUUCCAGUUAGAAGAAGCCAACUUCUUGAGAUCAACACAUCAGACAUCUUACCCGAUGGUGUCUGUGUUAAUGUAAUCGUGUACUGUAAAUGUAUAGAUAUUUUUAAAAAACCAUAUGUUGUAUGAUAUCUACAUAAAUGUACAUGUAUUGUAUAAAGUGUUUGUGUCAUGCUUUAUUCAGACCCAUUUUGUAAAGUCAGUGGAUUGGAAUAAAGAGUUUACUAAAGUGUGACAGUU